This is a messenger RNA of Lymnaea stagnalis (great pond snail), 33318 nucleotides long. NCBI's taxonomy places the organism in Eukaryota, Metazoa, Mollusca, Gastropoda, Lymnaeidae. The record is from the annotation of a GenBank genome assembly.
GAAGUGGAAAUACUAUUGGGAUUGGGAUAGCUCCUGAAGUUCAAACUUAAAAAAAAAACAACAACACAACAACCAGGUACCAAGGAGGCCUAAUAACUAAAUUUUGUAAGACCAGAUCAAAAUAUAAAAUUUAUCUAUUAUUUAAUUAUAUUUCAACAUUGUGUGUAAAGUGUAGAUUGAUUAAUUACCUCCUUUAAAUUAAUAUUUAAUAUAAUAAAUAAUAACAUCAUUAAUUAGUAGUUGUAAUCAUUAGUCUUUUACUUUUAAGUACUCUUUAGUAGGCUAGGUAGGCAUUACUUUUAGUUUUAGGCAUUAGGGAUUUUUGUAUUAGGCACUAUUUUUAACUAUUAGGCUACCUUGCCUAUCCUAGGCAAACAUUUGAUUGUGAAGUCAAAGGACUGAAAAGUGAAAGCCAUCUUCAACUUCAUUAAUCACUUUCAACGAACAAAACAAUAAAAUAAAAUCAGUUCAUUUACUUUAGUUUUAGUCAUUUAGAAAUUAAAGAAAUGCUUUCAGAACUUGAGAGGAAGUUAUUCAAAUACAACACAUAAUAUUAUAAUUAUAAUAUAUUAUUAAUUAUUAUAUAUUAAAAUUAAAUAUUAAUAUGCAUAGACUCUUUAGACUAACCUAAAAAGGGUAAAACUCCUAUAUAGCGUUGGUAAUUAAUAACAUUAAAAUAGACAAAAAACAGCUUUAAAAACAUAAAAUACACCCAACAAAGCUGUAGUUAACACAGUUUCAAGUUUAUUUAAAGCACCAUUCUACUCUGAACCACAAAAGACUGUCUAAUCACGGAUAGUUAUCGACAAGCAUAAUCAGGAAGUUCGGAAACAUGUCUGUGCCCCGAAACUAGUUACGAUAGGCAAAUUCUUGCAGGCUUGGUUAAAAUGAAUUAAGACAUAAAGGCAGAUAUAGCGUUGGUAAUCACAUACUAAGAUAGACGGCACCUACUACCAUACCAGAAAUACUUUAGCAGACAAAAGGAAGUUUCUACGUUAAAAUAAAUUUAAAUUGUCCCAAAUAACCAUGUUGGAGACAGGGGCGAUGGGCGUAGCUACCGCACAAAAGUACAAUAGAUGAGGGAAUUGAUAGUACAAUAUUGUAAUUGAGGCUAUUUUUAAUUAUGCAUCAAAACUGUUGUAUUUUAUUUUUUGCAGAAUGGCGAUACACUGACUGGAGAUAUACAUAAUGUUGUGCUACACAGUGAAAGUGAAUUUGAUCUUUUAGCAAUGAGAAACUUUCUUUUAUAAUAAAUGAAGAAAGGAAUUUAUUUUCACUAAAAAUAAUUCAGAUACUUUGUUUACCCAGCUUUCUAAAAGGUCAUUGUAAUAAAGAUUUCCAAGAAGCCAAAGAGUAGGCAAUAACAUACAAUUUUCUUGGAGGAAAUCCAGGAUUGUUUCUAGAACCCAAUAUGACAUCGGCUACCUCUUUGCUUAGGCUUAUUGUGUUCUACAGCAGCAUUAACAGUGAGUAUUGAAAUGAUUUUAACUAACCUCACGGGUAUCUGGUGUGUUUGUUGCAAUAUUAUCAGCUUGAUUAUCUUUUCUUUUAUAGUACAGUGAAGUCCAUCUGGCUGAAAAAGCAAAGGUUUUUGCUCCAGUUAAUCUUUUUUAAUAAGAAAGCAGAAAAAGAAAAUCCGCCAUCUUAAAUAGUACUAAGAAACAUCACUAUAGACGCAAUCAGAAUUUAGUUUAUUAUGUCUCUUUUGUUCUAGAAAACUCUAUGCUUCUUACCAGACAUUUGUGUAUUAAAUAAAAGCUUUUGUCUAGGGUAGAGACUGAUCGAAUUUCAGCUUCGGUUUCAGCACCAAAAGGUGGCAUUAGACCACUUUCGGCCUAGUUUCGGUUUAGACAGAAACAGGAAUGUUAACUUUUGGUUUAAUUUAGGUUUUUGCCGAAACAGAAAAGUUAAUUUUCGGUUUAAUUUCUGUUUGGGCUGAAAGUGAUUGAGACUUUCGGCCAUCUGGCAGAGAGGUUGAUUCAGGUUUUCUGUCAUCUACCAGCAGUCAGACUGUGAGACAUGUAGGCAGGCAAUCUGAUAUUCAUUAUUGCUGGACGUCUCGCUGUCAUCAUAUGCUAUAUGACUAAUACUCUGCAAAAACUGCUCGCAACUGAUCUAUGACCUGCUUGUCAUUUAUUUCCAAAAAUUAAAUUUUAAUUAAGCCUAGGCAAAUGUAAAUAUUUUUGUGGAAGAAAAUCUACGGGAAUGGUAAUAUUUCCUUAUUUUUAAAAAAAGUAAAAAUUAGGGAAACUUAAGCUUUUUCAUAAUAUUAAUUUCUUGAAAUUCAUCAAAGUCAUGCUCAUAAAAUGUUAUUGGCGUGUGCAUGAAUCACGGGUUUGUAUAGUAACUAUGUAGUUGGUCUACUGCAGACCUGUUUACUUUUAUAAUUUUGGCUAAAAAUUUACGAUUUUGAGAUGUUUUUUGCGAUUCUCUGUCGAGACCCUCUCUGAACAACAAUUUUAAGAGACCCAGUUAAAAAAAUAUUUUUCCCCCACCAAUGGGGGUGAAGGAGGUUGGUCGCCAAACGAAAGAAUUAUGUCAUCAGCACAGAAAGACUAAUGUGUUGGUACUAGGCUACAUUGUAAUACGGUGAUAUCUUGCCAGCUAUUUAUGAAAACACAAAGCAUUAGUAUGACGAUAACCGCGAAACAUUGCGUUGAUAUUUUUAUAGCCUUAAUAACCGAUAUUUAGGUGACAAAUAAUAAUUAUUGUAGAUAUAUGUCUAAAGGGUCUAUUUUUCAUGUAUUCUUGUCGUCCCACACCCCCGUCCAAAUUUUCUCUAAAAUAAAUUGUUACGAAAUUUAAACUGAUUUUUAAUUAAAAUGGUAAAAGCCAAAGUAUUCAUUAGCUUUUUACACUUUUUAGCUUUUUUUUUUCACGAUGAUCUCAUUUUUUAUAAAAAGAAUGUAAAUAUUGAUACUUUUCCCCCAUCAUUUUUCAAUGUAUGCAGAAUGUAUGCGUGAACAAAUUUCAAAAUAUCUAAGUCUUUCGGUUUUGGCCGAAAGUCUUAUUUAGUUUUUGGCCUGGUUUCGUUUUCGGUCGCAAUCAGAAAAUCACAUUUGGUCGGCCUAUUUGUGUGCGGACAUGACAUUCAUUAUUGAUAUUGUGUAAAAGAUUACAACUUGAGUCUGAAGACCGAUUCAAAUUCAAAGAAUUAAUUGGAAUAAACUGUAAUUUUGAAAUGCAUAAAGACGAUCGGUCACUGCCAACUGAAAAUUUAAUGAUAAAUGUAAUCACUUCACAAAUUACAUUUUGCUGGAAUAAAAUCAGUACAGAAACAUAUCUACAAUAGUAUUAUUAUAGUUGAUUCUAGUAUUUUAAUUUCUAGUAUUUUAAUUUCAUUACAACUAUAUCAAUAUGCUUUUAAAUUUUUAUUUGCCAUAUAUAGAUACUGGUAAUCAAGCUCAUAAUUUCAAAUACAACCAUCAUACACAAAAAUCACUGAUAUCAAGAUUAUGUAUCAAUCACUUAUAGAAGAAAAGUUAGGAUUUUUGUCAUCAGCUUCUUUUAAUUCAUGUUAGCCAUGAUGCCCAUGUGAUUCAGAAUUAUUAAUCUUAAAAAGUUAGUUGAUGAUAUCCUAACAAAACAAAAUUGAAAAGAAAUAAUACACAUUUAGAACAUUACUUUAGAAUUAAUUUGUUAUUUUUUCUAAAAUUAAUAUGAUCAUAUAAUUUUAAGGGGUGGUGAGGAAUGACAGUCAAAAAUGAAACACAUUUACAUAAAAUGGCAUAGAUAUUCAACUAAUAAAGCUAUUGUUAUAAAUUUUGUUGAAAGUGUCCAGCUGAAAGUCAAGAAAUUUUGUGUAAUUAUUAAAUCCCAUUAAUAUAAAUUAACCUCCACCUUUAAAACUAAAUUUGAUGAAAAGCUACUGUGGCCGACAUAUGUAGCAUUGAUACUGAUACAAUGAAAUAAUUGUGGCCGACAUAUGUAGCAUUGAUACUGAUACAAUGAAAUAAUUGUGGCCGACAUAUGUAGCAUUGAUACUGAUACAAUGAAAUAAUUGUGGCCGACAUAUGUAGCAUUGAUACUGAUACAAUGAAAUAAUUGUGGCCGACAUAUGUAGCAUUGAUACUGAUACAAUGAAAUAAUUGUGGCCGACAUAUGUAGCAUUGAUACUGAUACAAUGAAAUCAUUAUUUCUUUAAACCAAUAAUGUAGCAUUGGUACUGAUACAAUGAAAUCAUUGGUGGCCGACAUAUGUAGCAUUGAUACUGAUACAAUGAAAUCAUUAUUUCUUUAAACCAAUAAAGCUUUAGUGAUAAUGUUUUCCACAGAAACAAAUAGGGUCUAUCUGAAAAUAAAAGAAAUUUUAUUAAUUAAUAUUUCCCAUUAAAAAAUUAAGCUCCACAUUUAAUAAAAAAAAUAAAAUGGCGAAGAGCUACUGCGGCCUUCCUGACAUAGGUCUAUUGGUACGUUCAGAUACUUAGUUUUAAACUAAUAAAGCUAUUGUAAUAAAACUUAUCCACAGUUGCGCAUAGUGCACUGCUGAAAGUUUGGUUAGUUAUUAAUUCCCACUUAAAUAAUUAACAUCUACAUUAAAAAAAACCAGAUAGGUUUAUAAACCUACCAUUACAAUCAUCUUUGUAGUACUUUGUAGUCUUUGAUAAAGUUUGAUAACUCUGUGGGAUAUUGAUGACAAGGGAAGUAAUAACCCCAGUUGAACUGCCCUAUAGUGGUGACUUUAUUUGAUUCUCUCACUCCCAAUGUUAGAGAAUUAGUAAAUCCUAUGAUAGGCUUAAUUUUAUUACAUCAUUUUACAUGAUUUUUCCUCUAGGAACUAAGAACAGACUGUAUAGACUUAGAUUAUCCAAACAAUAUUUUGAAAAAAAAAAGCGGAAGUCUAUGCUGUCAACUGCGAGAAGUUUCAAAAAACCUCAUCGUAUCUUUCAAAUAACUAGAGAGAUUUCUGGAAGCAUUAUAAUAUGUAUGUUUUGAAAGACAAAUAAAUUAAAUUUGUGUGCUUUUUAAAAAAAAUAAUUUUAUGAAAAUAAAUAAAUAUUUGACAGAGGGUAUUUUUGUGUAUCACUAACAAAUGAAUUCAGUUUAAUCUUAUUAUAAUUAAACAAAUAUUUUCUUUUUCCAGCUAUUUUAUCUCAAGUGACGAGUCAAGUUGUGUCGAGGGAAAAUGUAAGUGUCAAACUGACAGUCACUUUUCCAAACACACAGCAGGCCACCGAAGCAAGUCUUAUUACAAUUAGACAUGAAAUGAAAGACACCAAAGAAGAUGUUUUAUUUUUAAAUAAAGGCUUUACUAAUCUCAGACUGCAAGUGAAAUAUCAAAAUAGAAUCACAACAAACCCGGUUGCUGCAGACAGGAAGCUAGAAAUGACUCUGUCUAAUGUGGCUGCAUCAGAUGCUGGCUCCUUUACCUGUUUUGUGGGAACUGGGAAUACAGUGAUUGGAAACUGUGGUCAGAAACUCAUUGUUUUACGUAAGUAUCUGAAUGUGUUUUGUUAUCAAGAGAUAAGAUAGAGGCGAGAGUUUAGAGAUUAUCAUUUGCUUAUUUAGAGUGUUGAGAAUCUGUUAAUAAUAAGUAAUAUUAGAUGUAGUGUCUUGAAUAUAUUAAAAGUAAGUACCUUUAGAUGUAGUGUGUAAAUUAAUUAAGUAGCUUUAGAUGGGUUGCUUAUUACAAGGGCUCUUAACCAGGGGUCUCAUCACCCUAAGUGGGUGUGGAAGGCAGUGUCAGGAGGUGCUGGAAGACCUAGAAUAUCAAGUUUAUUCAUUUUUAACGGUAGUUUUUAUCAUGGGGGUGCGGGAAAAAGUGUUUUAAAAUCAAAAUGGGGGUGCAGGUAAUAUUGGGGUCGCACAACUGAAAAAAAAAAAAAAAGUUAAGAACCCCUGAAUAUAUUAACUUAUUAAUAUAUCAAUUAGUAUGCCUCAUUAGAUGUAGUGUCUAGUAUCAUGUAUAAUAAUUUUUCUAGGUAUGUAUGAAUGUGUGGCUGUAACAUUUUAUUCAAAAGGUGUGCAAAAUAAAAUUGCCAGAAGUCGGCACUAAUUUUGAUGCAUGUCUUUUUAAAGUAACUUUAGUAGAUGGGAAGUUGAUACAUUGCUGCCACCAUUGUUUGCUGGGUUAGUUCUAGUGUGUGAAUAAAAUAGGUAGGAUAAGAUGAGAUAGAAGUAACGGAUGUGUAAACUAAACUGGUUUACCUAUGUAUAAUUUAAGAAAAUAAUAAUUAAACUAUAAAAUAUUAAAUUUAGGCUAACAUUAUUCUUGUUAUUGGCGUUGUAUUUAUAAUUUGGUCAUCAGAAGAUCUCAUUCUACUUCACUGACAAUUGAAUCAAUACAUGCAGGCAGCUAAUGGUAUCUUUUAACUGGUUGAUCUCCAUUAGGUAAACCUGACCCACCUACUAUAAAUGUAUUGAGUCCUCCACUAGAAGGUCAGACAUUGAAGCUUGAAUGUCAACCAAACUCUCUUAGUUUACCAGCUGACCACGGACUAGCAUCUGACAUAGUCUGGCAAGAUAACCAAGGACAAUUUAUUGGUAUACCAGGAGGAGACAGCAGGGUAAGAUCUCUGCAUGUAGAUACAUAAAGUUUUAAUAUAUUAGGUCUGUAUGUAACUUAAUAUUAGGUCUGUAUGUAUAUUCUAUUCUGGGUCUGUAUGUAUUUUCCAAACUGGUUCUGUAUGUAUACUCUAUACUAAUUCUGUAUGUAUAUUCUAUGUGGUGCAGUAACUAAAAUGUAUAAUUGACUCAAACAACCGAACGUGAGCUGUAUCAUUUUCACUGUCUCUAUCAACUUUUUAAUGAAUUUACAGUAUUUGAGAAAAAAACGCUAUAGAGUGAAGCCGCGAAAGUCGAACCGUGAAGUGGCGAGGGACUGCUGUAUAGGAUAUAUAAUUGGCCAAUUUUUUUUCUCCAGAUAACUCAUUUUUUUGUUGUUGAUUUUUAAUGGGGAAUUAAUUUAUUAAAGACUGUAUUUCAAACUGGGUUUUAUUGUUCUCUUGGUUGUGUUUCUUUAAAAGACAUCUGAGUUUCAUUUUGACAUUGCAGUUUAACAUGGAUGCUCAAGGUAAUCUUGAGGUGCGGGGUAUUCAACGCACAGACAAAGGACGUAGAUUUGCUUGUACCUCUGCGGACAAAACUCCGGGAGUGUCCAUAGAACCUUUGGCGUCAAAUCCAAGUCCUUUCUAUGAAGUGAUACCUGAAUGUAAGUUGUUUAGUUAAAUGACAAUCUAUUUUAUCUAAAGCCAUUAGUUAACUUUUCAAACAUUAAUCAGUAUUUUUUUUAGUUCAUCUCAUUAAUCACACAAUCAUUGGAAGCAUAAAUCUGAAUAGUGGCACUUUUUGUGUAUCAACCUCAUGUGUUAACUUUAAGGGUAAGAUAUGUAGAAAUAUUAUUUUUAUUGUUAAUCGGGGACAGGGGUGCCACUUUUCCGGGUCAUCCCGGAAUUCCGGAUUCGUGAGGCUAAAUAUUUUUCAGUUCCGGAUUCGCGAGUUUUUAUAUUCUCUCUUUCCGGGUUCGCCAGUUCAAUUUAUUCAAAUACGGAUUCUGUCUGGGUUCUUUUUUUUAAGAAACAACAUGCAACAGAAUUCGCGAAAAACCAGGAAAAUUCCUUGAAACUGGACGUUAAUCGCCGAUCUCGUCUAUUUUUAGCCUUUCUGUUGCCAGAGAGCUAGUGGUUUCCCCUUGCGCAUGCGCUUUACACUACGCGUUUCGAGUACCGUACUACUUCGAUAGACCAGAAAUAUUUAUUUUCUGUUCACGUCGCCGAUCAAGAGAUAUUUGAAGUGUUUGGGUAAGCAAAGUGUAAAAUUUAGUAAAUAUCUUUUUAAUUUAGUUUUUGGCUACCUAGUUUUUAAUUGUUGGGUAACCAUUAUCAUAAAAAGAAAACUAAUCGUCCGAGCGUUGUCUAACAAGACUAAGCUUAGCGUACUUUGUUAUGUAGCUUUACUGUAUACAGGCGACUUGUAUUUUUUUUAUUAGAAGAGCUAGGCGGCGUUUAACUUUUGUUUAAAUACUUCUUAAGUUCACUUGACAUUUAAUUACGGAGUAAGCCUUCUAAUUUUAAAUAGGCGAAUAUGAUUAUGUUAUUUUUAUCCGUUCUGUAGUGAGCCUGACAUAACUAUUUAGUUAGUUUUUAUUUAUUAGUUAUGCACUCCCGUGUUCUGACUCUGGGUAUACUUUACAGUAAUUUGUAAUUCUACUACUACUACUACUAUUACUAGUAAAAUUACUAGUAUUCAUAAUGCUCUGUAUUACCGUAGCACUGCUACUAGCAGUAGUGCCGUAGUUAAAUACUGGUAUAAUAUAGUCGAUAUUAAAUGUAUGCCUUACUAUAAACUAUAAAUCUAAUAUGAUAAUAUAUUUUAUUUUGUUUCAAUAUUCAGGAUCUAAGCUCAAUAAAAAUAUGUAAUGCCCAACAGUUAACAGUUCCUUUAACUUUAAAGAACUGAUAGGCAUUACAGUACCAGUACAGCAAUAGGCAAUCAUGAUUGAAUAAGUCAUCAAUGAAUACUAUGCUGGAAAUAUUGAUAUCAAGUAUUCAAGGGGAAAAUGUCUGAGUCAAUCAUCUGAUGAUACCAGCUUUAUCACCCAUCUUAGGUGUCCACUUUUGUAACUUCUCAAUUUAUGAAAUUUAUGUGUCAAACUAUGAAACUCUCACACUUGGGAGAUAGUAUAGACACUAAAGUGUGUUGAUUCAAACUAUCCAUUUUCAUCAUAAAGAAGACAACAUUAACUCCAUAUAUGAAAAGAUACUUUCCACUUGUGGUAGCUAUACUUUUGUUCUAAAAUGCCCAGAUAACUCAUUGCAAAAGUUGACUUUUCAAGUCUAAGUAAAUUGAAAAAUUGCUAUUGCUGUAAAUUUAAUAAAUACUAAUAAAUGUUUACAUGUAUACACCUUAAUUGCUUAAUUUUGUUCAUUUGUGAUGUAUCUCAAUGUUUUAUUUGAUAAUUUCAUGCUUGUUUUUAUAUUAAUCAACAAAAUGCCGCAUUGCGAUAAUCAGGAAUUUUGAGUUUCAUUAAGUUUCAGGGAUUGAAAAAUUUGUAAAUGAAGUUUCAGGUUUCAAGAAAUUUUUAGAAAGGGAUUUCAGGGUUCACAGCUUUCAGUGAGUGGCACCCCUGAUCGGGGAUGAGAAUUUCACAUGACAUUCUAUGCAGAAAGUAAUCAUUAUUUUUAUGUUUGAUAAAUUGUGUUGGUAGAUUUGUGGCAUAAUAGCGUGUCAGCCUCAUGAACAGGAAGUUUGGGUUUAAAUGUUCAGGAUAUCCACUAGCUUGAGGCAUAUAAAUGAUUUGAUGAGAAUAAACAAGUAGCUAUUCUUGGGUGAUUGGGCAGAGCACUGUUAAGAAAAUGCAUCAGUGAACAUGGAAACAUCAUUUUAAAAAAAAUUAUUGUCACACAUAAGGACUUGAGUUCAGAAUUUAAUUAAUUCUUUGGUUGAAUGUGAUAAAAUAAAUGGUAAAUCUUAAUAUAUUCCCAACUAAACUUGUCUUUUUCCAGGGAUAUUGUCAACAAAAUUUUCUUUCUAUUAUGUUUUGUUGAAAUGUAAUCUAUGUGUUGUUUGACCAAGAUUGUUCUAUAGUUAUAUGAGUGAGACGGAAGAAGGCUAUCUGAUAGGUUCUGUGAACAUCUUCAGGAUAAUGAACAAAAUAAGCUAUCCCUGGUUUCAUCUCAUUUCAACAAGGGCACAUCAGAUGUAUUUAUCACGGCUCUAAUUUCUUGCACCAAUACACCAGCGAUAGUGAAGAAUGAAGAAUAAAUACUACUUACGAGAAAUCUUUGCUGAAAUUUAUGUUUUAUUAUCAAUUCUGAAUUUUCAGUCAAACCUUUGGUUAGUGACAUGGUCUUGACACCACCAUUUGAAAACGAUGCCCAGAUAAGGAAAAAGGUCUCAGACGAGCUCAAUUACAAGUGUGACAUUUCCUGUUUACCAGCUUGUGAUGUCCAGUGGACUUAUAAAUCGUAUACCACCCAGGGGUAAGUUUUGUUAUAAUAAAUACAUUUAACUGAUGUGUUAUGUUAAUAUUUGUUAAUAAUAGUUAUUUUUAUGACUUUCCAAAUUGUUUUUGAUAUUUUGUAAGGUUUGAGCCAGUUCCAAAUCUUGAGGAUGCCAAGAUAUUAAAAAAGUCAGUAACUCGUAUUGAUGAAGGAACGUAUCGUUGUAAAGCAUCAAACAAACAUGGAGAAGUUCAUAAGGAUUUCGAACUACAAUUGCUUUGUAAGUUGAGAUUAUAGACAUUUUCUUUAUACAAAUUAUCUACACAUAAUAUUUAAAUGGAUCGUGGGCCCUUAAUAUAUAGAAGAAGAAGAGCCUAAAAAUAUUUAAUCUACUUUGAUGUUAGUCUUUGACAGUAAAUUUCCACCAGUGCUUUUUGAAAUAUUUGAGAUUUUAAGACUUGUACGCUGUGUCCCAGAAAGUUAUUUCUGCUUUUAUCCUUUCUAAAGCCAACUUUAAAAAACAAUAUUUCAAGGGAAUAAUAGGGGUGAUUGGGUUAUGAACUGGUCCUAGAAGAUUUGUAUAAUUUUCUCCAGGUAGGCCUACAUCACAGAGGUAAAAGUCUGCUGUACACUUUACAAGAUUUCAUUACACCACCAGAAGCUUUAAAUAUUUAUACAUUUCUGCACUAACAUUUUUAAAUUCAGUUUCUUCUUGAAAUAUAAUGAGGUUGUAGUUUCAUGUUUCACAAAUUUUGAUUUCAACAACAAAUUUUUAAUUCACGUGCUUCGGCCAUUGUAGUAUGGGUCAGUUGUUGAGUGAGUUGUACACAUUUUAGGCCUUUUGUAGUUUAAAAAAAAGGUGGUUGUUGGGGGGGGGGGGAGGGGGGGUUUUAAAUGAAAGAGGUUAAGAAUGGGUUAUUCAUUGAAGUAAGUUACUGUGUCUCAUAAGAUAAGAAAAAUUUAAAACUGCUUUACUAUAACAUCUCUUUGUUUCGUUUAUUUCAAAUUGAUCCAAUAGAAAUGAGCAAGUUGAACUGGGACGAAAUUCAGGGUGAUCAAAAUUACAACACUGGAUGUAUAUUGAAAUAGUGUGUCUGGAAAAGACUUGUUGAUGAUGUCACUUGAUCUUUAUUUGACUAUACUCUCAGUUACCAAUGACAUGCCUGUGAAUUAAUUCUUGUCAACAUGGUUUUGAGGGCAGUUACUAGAUGUAAAAUAUCUCUUGUUUGAGUUUCUAAACAUGUUUCUCUUAUUUCAGACAUAGAGCCACCUGAAGUGAGAAUUAACAAUGAAGCAAAAGACAAUGGAAAUGUACAUGAGAAUAUAACAGCUACACUACAAUGUACUUUUGACUCUAAUCCUGCACCUACCAUAAGGUGAUUGGUUUACAAACAUUUUAGAGAACAAAAAGAAAUAAGCAAGAAAUUUGAUAAAUGAUUUUUAAUUUAAUUUUACUGUUACUUUAAAUGGUUAAUUAGAAAUAUUUGCCAAAAAGAAAGAUGGAAUUAAAAUUCCGUUGCUUUGUGAAUUUUUAUUACUUAAUUGAUAAAAACAUACAUUUAACCAUUGCAUAAUGUACGCAAAAGAAAAAUCUCUUGUUCAAUACAGAUUAAAGUAAAAUAAAAUAUUUGAGUAUGCAUUGGUUGUGUGGUUAAUUAAUACAUAGAAAUAUAAUACACGUUUUGUUUGUAAUGAGUUGUGGAAAAUAGUGUUCCAUAAUAUAUCAAUUAAGGAAUUUACAUAUUCAUUUUUUAAAUAUUAUUGUUAAGAAGCAGCAUGUAAUUAACUGAAUUGAGAUGUAUUUAGAGUGUUAAAAUCUGAUUUAUACAAUGUCCAACAAGAUUUGACCACAUUUUAAGUAACAUUAUAUUUGUUGUUUAGCUGGAAGUCUCCCACAGGAGCCACUGUACUCAAAGAACUUGGCCCCAGUCCAAGGAUUGCUUUGCCAGAACGUCUGUACACAAGCAAGUACACCUUCGAACCUCACUGUCAAGACAGUGGAGUGUAUUCUUGUCAAGCGAAUGCUGAUACAAACUCUGCAGAGGGCAGAAUGAAUAUCAUUGUUAUGUGUAAGUAUAGUGUAGAUAUAUUACUGAUCAAUUAUAUUUAAUUAUAAGAAAGUUUAAAUAAUGAAAUACCAUGUCACUUGAUACCUUCAUAAUUAAAUCUCUUUCCAAAUCGUUGUGUCACCUUUUUAGAAAUGUAGGGACAUUAUAUGUAAAGGGACAUAAGACAUGAAUGGAGAUAAGACAUGUAGGGACGUAAUACAUGAAGAGAGAUAAGACAUAUGGGACAUAAGACUUAAAACUGCAUAAGACAUGUUUGGAGAUAAACACGAAGGGACAUAGUAACAUGAAGAGAGGUAAGACAUUAAUCCAUUUGCUACUAUUGCGACCAAAUGUGACAUACCCACUUGGCUAAUAAAUGCAACAGAAUGCACAUACACAUAACACACAAUAUCGGGAGGUGCAUUGUUGCCUGGCAAAUAGCUUUAGGAUUAUAAAGAAGGAAGAAUAUUGCUGCAUCUGUUUAAAAAAAAACAACGUUACUACCAUUCAUGCUUUGAAAGCUGCAUGAUGUUGAAGUCCGUCUAAGCCAGCGGUUCUCAAUCUGUGGGUCACGAUCCCUUUGUGGGUCGCGCGACCCUUUCACGGAGUCACCUAAGACCAUUGGAAAACACACAUUUCUGAUGCCGAUGGUCUUAGAAACCGAUUGAUUUGGUCAGUCUAAAAAAAACAGACAUGUCACAAACAAUGUUCCCUCUAAGGUUUGUUGGUUUGUGAGCAAAAUCAUACAGUUGUGUGCAAAGUUUUACAGCAUCAAUUUUUUGUGUGCAAAAUUUUACAGCGCUCAAAAACAGACACACACUUAUGUGGAAAUUUGCUGCGCGGAUACUCAAAACUGAUGCGCGGAUACUCAAAACUGCUGCGCGGCGUCUGAGAUAGCUGCACUGCCGCGCAGCCGUGCAGCUUAAAGGGAAUAUUGGUCACAAAUUUUCAUUAUGAUUGGAGUCGAAUUUUUUACAAAACUGAGUGCAAUUUCCUUAUCUAACAACUCUGUCCACAGAAGACUAGAUGACAUGUCUGUUGAUAUUCUUGAUCAGGUAAUCCAGGAAAUUAAAUCUACUCCACUCCCAAUAUUUAGUAUCCACCUUGAUGAAUCUACAGACGUUGCAAACUGUUCACAGUUACUAGUUUACGUGAGGUAUAUUAAUGAUGGCGACUUUACAGAUGAGUUUCUUUUUUGCAAAUCUCUUGAUACGACAACUAUUACAUGUGAUGUAUUUGAAACAGCUGGUUUAUUUCUGAUUGUGAGAUCUCUUGGGAAAAGGUUUGUGGUGUUUGCACAGAUGCUGCUCGAGCUAUGCCAGGAUGUCGAUCUUGAUUUCAACGUUUGUUAACGAAUGAGUCACCAAAAGUCAUUGGAACUCACUUAUUGAUUGAUUUGCAAAUAUUAACAAUGAAGACGCUGCCACAAGAGUUACAAGAAGUAACGAAAAGUGUCUUAAGUUCUGUCAAUUUUGUAAUGUCGAUCACUUUAAGCAGUCAACUGUUUUCACAACUAUGCAACGAGUUGGAUGUGCCGAACAAUGCUCUGCUAUUUAACACUGAAGUGAGAAUGUUGUCGAAAGAAAACAUUUUAAAACGUGUUUUAGAGCUUCGUGAUGAACUCAAAACUUUUUUAAAUCAGAAAGCAAGAUUGCAGUUCGAAGCACUUUUUAGUGAUAAAAGUCAACUGCAGAAAAUAGCUUAUUUGGAUGACAUCUUUGCCAUCUUGAAUGAGUUAGAUUGAUCACUGCAAGGACCAAACGCAACAUGACUCGACUUGUCUGAAAAGAUACGAUCAUUUAAAUUUAAAUUUCAGCACAUGCUUGCAGGUGAAAUUUCAUUGUACUUUCCAAAUAUUCCUGAUACCCCAUUCGUACUUACCAGAAGUCCAUUCACAGUCAAAGUUUAAGAUGUUCCUGAGUCAACACAAGAGGAAUGCAUUGAACUUAUUAACAGGGAUGCAGCGAAAACUGAUUUUUUUUACAAUGCCAACUACAAAAUUCUGGAUCAAGUGCAGUCAAAUCCUGUUCUGUCUAAGAUUGUGUUGCACCCUCUUCUUCCAUUUCCAGCUUGGUGGUAAUUAAGUCUAAAUGUAGACUUGUUGUAGAAAAUCUACCAAAGACUGUCUCGAGCAUUUUUGAUCUGGUAAGAAAGAAACAAUCUCAACCUUUGCACUGACAUUGGCUUUUUACGCAUGCUGUCGCAAAAUUUAGCAAAGUAGUUUACUGUAGUUAUGGUUAGACUGUUACCCAUGCUACACCAUGCUUCAAGACAAAAUCUCAUUGAUUUGUAAUUAGAAAUAAAUAUUUCACAAUAUAUAAUUACCUAUAGUCUUUUGUGAUUAAUGACUAUGCUUUAAUUACGUUCAAUUUGUAACAACGAAAAUACAUCCUGCAUAUUAGAUAUUUACAUUACGAUUCAUAACAGUUAUGAAGUAGCAAUGAAAAUAAUUUUAGGGUUGGGGGUCAGCACAACCUGAGGAACUUUAUAAAAGGGUCGCGGCAUUAGAAAGGGUGAGAACCACUGGUCUGAGCUUAAUGAAUUUGUGAUUUGGAUUUAUUAGAAUUAUUUUGCUAUAGUGGUUUAGUUUUUUUUAAAACUCUUUGCUGCCUCCACUUUUAAUUAUUCAGCAGAUAAUAAUUCUGAUUAUGAAGAUGAAUCAGACAUUGAUACUGAUCAAAAUGCAUUGAAUUUAGACUGAAUCUGAAAAUAAUACCGAUGAAAGUGAUGAUGAUGAUAGCAAUCAAGACACUAUCACUGAGUCUUGGUCAGACAAUUUGACUAGUGUAACCGAUAAGAUGGAGAUAUUUCAUGAGAUAAAAGGUGGUAUCCAUAUCCUUCCUGUUGAAAGUAGUCCAACUGACAACUUCAAACUGUUUGUGACAGAUGCCAUGGUGGAAUUUAUUGUGGUGGAAACCAACAGAUACGCUGAGCAACAGCAGACUGCUGAGGGCCGUAAGACACCCAGUGGAAGGCUGUCACUAAUGAGGACAUUUAUAAAUUCUUAUAUGUAAAUAUUAUGUUUGGGCUACAUAAAUUGCACACUACUAAACUGUACUUGUCCAGUGACAAACUUUGGAGGGUCCCUGCAGUUGCAGAUGUUAGGGGGCUCACACAAUAUGAAAAAUUGAGACAGUAUUUUCAUAUCACCAACAGUGAAAACAUUCCGGCCAAAAAUAGUGUGAACUAUGAUCCCCUGUACACAGUGAGACCACUACAGGACCAUAUUAGGAAUGUGUGCCAAACAGUGUAUAAACAGCAACGACAGCUGUUCGUAGAUGAGACAAUGGUUGGUUUUUGUGGACGACUGUCAUUCAAGCAGCACUUGAGUAACAAGUCAGCUCUAUGGGCCAUCAAAAUUUGGUGCUGCGAAGAAGCGAAAACUGAUUAUAUUUGUAACUUUUGAGUUUAUACUGGCAAAAGUUAAAAUCCUUCAGAUCAUGGACUGGGAUAUGAUGUAGUUGGGUCAAUGAUGGAACCAGACUUGGAAUGGUAUCAUGAAGUGUUUUUCAACAAUUUCUUUUUCUCUCCAAAACUUGCAGAGAACCUCUUAUUGCAAAAAACAUAAAGCUGUGCAAUUAAUGGUUGCCAUACAAUGGACAGACAACCGUCAAGUGAACAUUAUAUCCAACAAUUCCAACCCAGUAGUGACCACGGUUCAAUGCAGGUCGAAAGAUGGAAUGAUGGAUACAGAAAUUCUAAUGCCAGUUGUCACCUACAAUUCUGCUAUGUUUGGGAUGAACUAGUCAGACCAACAUCGUGCCUAUUAUCCUGUGGGCCGAGCAAGCACCAAGUGGUGGACGUACGUGUUCUGGUGCCUCUUAGAUCUGUCAAUGAUCAAUAGCUUCCUGAUUAUGAAAAGUGCUAAGCCCGCUGAUGCCUCAGACUCUCCAACCCAAAACCAUCUGAUGUUUCGAAAGGCUGUGCUGGAACAACUUUUGACUGCAGCUACCAAAUGCAGGCAGCCAGAUACAGAGUAUCUCUGGCAGAUCUAGUCCAUAUAGCAGUCAACACAUGUUGAGUCCAAUGACUGAAAGGAAAUGUUGAUGUUACCAGCCCUCGAUUGACAGUAACAAAACGGACAGUGACAGAACUAGGGAAACAACUGGUUGUCAUUUGUGCCAGGUUCACCUACACAAGGGAAACUGUUUUUCUAAAUUCCACAGGACUCUGAAUAAAGUCAAAUACAAACUUUGGGUCAGCUCUGCUAAUAUUCAUCUGACAUUUUUAAAAAUGUCACUUUCAUGAUUUACUGCAAAUAUUUGUCAAUCAAAGUAUAUAGCCCUAUACAUUUUUGAAAGGUUAUUAAAUUUUCUAUUUUUUAAAUGCAUGUUUUGUUAAUAGAGGUUGAUUCUCAGUUGUUAAAAUUUUUUUUUCUCUAUUAUGGGGAUGCAUUUAUUUUAGAGUGCCCUUGGCUUAGGAUUUUAGUAGCGAAUGGGUUAAGGGACAUAAGACAUGAAGGAAGAUAAGACAUGAAAGGACAAUAGACAUCAUGAAGUGACGUAAGGAAGGGACAUAUGAACACUCAAGAAACAAUUUAUCCCCCCCCCCUCCCACACACACACACACAUCACAACCACCACAUAUACCCUGGAUAAGCUUCCUAAUCCUAAAUUAGUUCAAAUACAAAUAUCAAGUUAUGCAGCGCUCAGCAAAUUUAAAUUUAGUAAAUGCUGUCAUUUUCAAAUUUACCAAACUUUCAGUUGUUUUAUAAUGUCAUCUGUAAGGAAAUAAUCUUUGAUUGACAUUUGCCUGUUAGGCUUUGUCUACCAUAUCACUGUAAGUUUUAAUCUAUCAUAUCACUUUGAGGUUUAAUCUACCAUAUCACUGUAGUAACUUCUAUUUCUAACAUCAUUAUCAUUGAAUUUCCCUCCAUUUGUUUAAGGUAAACCAAGGAGUGCUGACAAUGAGGGACUAAAGAAAGAAUAUGUCUGGGAAAUUCCUCAAACGCUCAACUUUUCUUUUGUCAUAUUAGCCAGGCCAGAACCAGAGGUUAGCAGGAUUAUGUCCUCUUUUGGAGGGAGGUAAGUUGAUUGAGGAUAUUUAAAGGCACCAAUGGUGGCUAGGACAAAGUAAGUUGAUUGAGGAUAUUUAAAGGCACCAAUGGUGGCUAGGACAAAGUAAGUUGAUUGAUGAUAUUUAUAGGUACUGAUGGUGGCUAGGACAAAGUAAGUUGAUUGAUGAUAUUUAUAGGCACUGAUGGUGGCUAGGACAUAGAUUGAAUCUGCAGAAUGGAAAGAAAAUAAUUUAGCCAUUGACUUUGCUGAGAAUGGACUUUUUAUAUUUGCAACACUAUUUAAGUUUGUUCAUAAAUUGAAAUAUUUUCCAAGUAAUUGAAACAUUUGAACACUUUAAUGCGUGGAAUGUAAAUCCAACAUUGGCACAUGAAAAUUCUUAUUAAAAGAAAAUUGUAAUUAAAAAAUAUCACCUGAAACGAUUAAAUCUAUUUAAUUUUUAAAAUAUAAAUUAUUUUGAUGAUCUUUUUUACAGAAAUCGAAAAGAAGAAUUAUCAAAAGAUGUGGCCAUAACUAAAGAGAGCAAAUACAGUGGGAAAGAUUAUCUAACAAAGUUUACAUUUGAAAGCAAAAGAUCAUUGGACCAGAAUGAUAUGGACAGAAUCUUUAUAAUGACAUUUCAAUCAUCUGAGUUUACCACAGACCUAAAUUUUACGAUAAGACCAAGAGGUAAAGUUCAUGUGCAUUUAAUCCACUACUGAAUAUCAUCCUGUUCAGAGCCCCUCUAAUUCCCAAAUGCUUGUUAAUAUAUUAUGUUUAUCAUGGCACUUAGUAACCUAACUCCCAUACAACAUGGCUGCCUUAGUUUACUGCUAUGCUCAUGAGAAUGUCACUUUGGUUACAAAGUUACAAGAGUUAAAAAUUCAAGAUGGCUUUCCAAGUUCUUAAGCAGAUUAAAAGCAAGCUUGGUUGAUGGAACUAUUGAACAGACUAAAGUAGGAUCUGUUGAAAUUGAGACAGGAAAGGAUGUGGAACGUCCUAAGGUUAAAGAUAAGAUGGAAUGAGACAAUAUAAUUAGUACUUGUACAUCUGAUGAUAUCAACAAGCGACCGUGAACAUGCUUGGUGGUCGAGUGGUCUAAACUGAGCAAAUCUCAAGUUGACGGUCGAUAUUUCAAUUCCAGCCAGAGCCCGGUCAAGCAAAAACCCCACCAGCACCCCGGGUGGAUGGGACCCGCUAACCUUGGUCGGCAACUCAUCUAAGAGAAGGAAACUCUAAAUUCAAACCCAAGGAUGGCGUCCCCUACAGGCGGCAAACAUCAAAACAGUGAAUCAUUCCGACAACCCCUGCCACCACUGAGAGCGCAGUGAGCAUGCUAAAAUAGCAUGGAUACGUAGCGCUAUAUAAGGAUUCAUUCAAUCAAUCAAUGUCAGAGAACUUUUUGAGAUUUAUGGAUAAGAAACUUCAGAUAUUUGUAUUUAAAGGUUAUUUUAGACAAAAGCUUGUAAUAAAAGAAAGAAAAGAAAAACAUUAAAAGGAAAAAGAAAACUAUGCAUAAAACUGUAAACAGACCAGUGAUAAAAUAUGCCAGUCAACUGUAAACAGACCAGUAAUAACAAAUGCCAGUCAACUGUAAUCAGACCAGUAAUAACAUAUGCCAGUCAACUGUAAUCAGACCAGUGAUAACAUAUGCCAGUCAACUGUAAUCAGACCAGUAAUAACAUAUUAUGCCAGUCAACUGUAAUCAGACCAGUAAUAACAUAUGCCAGUCAACUGUAAUCAGACCAGUGAUAACAUAUGCCAGUCAACUGUAAUCAGACCAGUAAUAACAUAUUAUGCCAGUCAACUGUAAUCAGACCAGUAAUAACAUAUUAUGCCAGUCAACUGUAAUCAGACCAGUAAUAACAUAUUAUGCCAGUCAACUGUAAUCAGACCAGUAAUAACAUAUGCCAGUCAACUGUAAUCAGACCAGUUUUAACAUAUGCCAGUCAACUGUAAUCAGACCAGUGAUAAAAUAUGCCCGUCAACUGUAAUCAGACCACUAAUAACAUAUGCCAGUCAACUGUAAUCAGACCAGUAAUAACAUAUUAUGCCAGUCAACUGUAAUCAGACCAGUAAUAACAUAUUAUGCCAGUCAACUGUAAUCAGACCAGUAAUAACAUAUUAUGCCAGUCAACUGUAAUCAGACCAGUAAUAACAUAUGCCAGUCAACUGUAAACAGACCAGUAAUAACAUAUGCCAGUCAACUGUAAUCAGACCAGUGAUAACAUAUGCCAGUCAACUGUAAUCAGACCAGUGAUAACAUAUUAUGCCAGUCAACUGUAAUCAGACCAGUGAUAACAUAUGCCAGUCAACUGUAAACAGACCAGUAAUAACAUAUGCCCAUCAACUGUAAUCAGACCAGUAAUAACAUGUGCCAGUCAACUGUAAUCAGACCAGUAAUAACAUAUGCCAGUCAACUGUAAUCAGACCAGUGAUAACAUAUGCCAGUCAACUGUAAUCAGACCAGUAAUAACAUAUUAUGCCAGUCAACUGUAAUCAGACCAGUAAUAACAUAUGCCAGUCAACUGUAAUCAGACCAGUGAUAACAUAUGCCAGUCAACUGUAAUCAGACCAGUAAUAACAUAUUAUGCCAGUCAACUGUAAUCAGACCAGUUUUAACAUGCCAGUCAACUGUAAUCAGACCAGUGAUAACAUAUGCCAGUCAACUGUAAUCAGACCAGUGAUAACAUAUUAUGCCAGUCAAACUUAGACCCUAACAAAAACACAUUGGAAAGAAAUGUUCUCCGGAAAAUAUCCAGACCAAUAAAGGAUAAACAUGGAUGGAGAAUAUGAACCCACCAUAAAUUGUAUGGACCAUACCAGAAAUAAAAAAGGACAGGCUGCACUAGGCAGGACAUUUAGAAAGAAUGCCAAACAUGUUAUUUUCCUUCGUGUCGUAGAAUAUGAUAGACUAUCCAUGUAGGACAGGCAGGAGUGGAUAAAGUUGGGGCUUUCAUAGAGAUAUUUUUAGUGGUAGAGGUAUUUAUUUAUUAAAUGUAAUUAAAAGCAACACAAAUAGAAAUGAUGACGCGGCUACAAAUAUAGUAAAAUCAUUCAAGUCCCACUUCAACUGAGUUAGAUAUGGGCUUGUGUGAUUUAUUUUUUCUGAAUAUUAAUUAAUUCAUCUUUAGUAAAAAUCUUCAACUCUUUGGUCUAUUAACCUUCCAGGUCCACCUCAUGCUGCCACCAACCUGACGUCAGUAGAGGCCAGACAUGACUCGGUCAAGUUGUUCUGGUUUCCUGGUUUUAAUGGCGGAGAAUUGCAAACAUUCUCUGUAGAGUUUCGUCCCUUUAUUCCAACAGUAUGUCAUUUAUAUACCAUUCUCUGCAGAGUUGCGGCCCUUUCCUCUGUUUUAGAAUCUUUCCUAUACUCGGCACCUCGCUAAAAAAUUUUCUUUUACUGUUUUGCACACCCCUCCCCCCACUCCCACCCCUAACAAAUAAAAAUUUCUUUUUGCAAUUUGAAAAUAAUUGAUUCCUAAUUUAUUUAUUGAAUUGCAAAGAGAACUUACAGAACUUAGAAAAUAAACUUGUGACUUAUUACAAGAACCAAAAUGUUCAUAAAAGUAAAAUUUCAAAAUAUAUUUUCACUUAUAUAAAAAAUUUCAAGUUAUAUUUUCUGUUAUAUCAAAAAUGUCAAAAUAUAUUUUCAAUUAUAUCAAAAAUGUCCAAAUGUAUUUUCUGUUAUAUGAAAAAUGUCCAAAUGUAUUUUCAGUUGUAUCAAAAUAUUCAAAAUAUAUUUUCAGUUUGUCCCUAUUGUCCAACUGUAUGUCAUUUAAAUAACGUGAAAUAUUUUAAUGAGUCACUGUCAUUGUUAUUCCAUCUGAACAAUGUUAAAGGCAUUGCUGCCGAUGUUACUCAGUAGUUCUUGGAAUCCAAGGUGUUCCUAUGUCUAUGAAGAAUAAGUGUUUAUGUCUACGUAUAAUGUUUGUCUGUGUCUAUGUAUAACAUUAAGUGUCUGUGUGUAAAAAGGUGUCUUUUUCUGUAUAUUAUUAAGCAUGUCUGUGUCCAUGUAUAAGGUGUCUCUGUAAACUGGUAUGUUAGAGAUAGUUGACCAGACCUGUUUACUCUUACGAUUUUGGCGUACAAUGUACGAUUUUGAGGUGUAUACUUUUAUAUACUGUAUGUUUAUUUUUUUUUCUAUUAAGAUAUGUAUUGAACGAUUUUGUGAAGAUCUUGUACGAUUUUAAGAGUUUGAGGGUAAACAGGUCUGGUUGAGGUAUAGACCUUAUGGGCCAUGGACAGUAAGAGAGGUGGUAUCAUCUUGUAACAUUGUUACACAGUUGUUCUAGUUUUAAAUGACUAUGGCCUUUGCAUGUGACAAAGUUAGUGAUCUGUUCCAAUGUAUGGGGUAUUUGAGAUUAGGGCAACCCUGUGUGUAAAUAUAAGUUACUGUUGAGGCCAUAAGCCACAUAAUCAGUAAAAAGUGAGGUCACAUCUUUAUUACUCAUCCAAAUGGAAGGAUCUAGCUACAAAUUAUAUUUGCUAAUUAUAUUUGAUAAUUAUAUGAAAGAUAAUAAAAUUUAACUGAAAUAUAUGCAUGAGAUAAUCACCUGACACCCCCCCCCCCCCCCCCCCCCCCCCGUUGAAUCCCUUUACAUAGCAGUUGUGAUGGUGAUGGUUGUGGGUGGGGGCUGGGGGUUAGACAUAAGAAAAUAAUAGAAUUUCUUUUUUUUUACAUAAGUACAAAAAUAAAGUUUACACCAUUAAUAAUUAAACAAGCAAAUAAACUAACUGAUCACAAAAUUUCAUGAGAUUAAUAUUAACCCUUUGUUGUCAUCAAUCAACUGAUCACAACAUUUCAUGAUAUUUAUAUAAAAUUUUUGAUGUCUUUAACCAACUGAUCGCAACAUUUCAUGAGUUUUAUAUUAACCCUUUGAUGUCUUUCAGACUGAGUCCUCGUGGAGGUUGGCGCUGUCUGGAGUUGAAGAUUUAAACUUAAAUAACAUGUGGACUGAAGCUGUCGUCACACAACUGAGAGCCAGCACAAAUUAUGAAAUGAGGGUGGUUUCUGUCAAUAGACUUGGUGAAGUCAGGUCUGACAUUAUAAGGAUACAAACUACAGGUAGGAAAUAUCAGAUUAGUGGGGAACAAACUAAAGAUAGGUAAUGUUAAGAUUCGUGGGGUACACAAUGCAGGUAGGAAAUAUCAGAUUAGUGGGGUAGAAACUACUCGCAGGUGUGGUUAGAUUAGUGGGGUAUGAUAGCGAAAGUUAAGAUUAGAUUAAUGCGUUACGAACCACUGGUAGGUAAGAUUAGAUUAAUGGAAUAAGAAAGUCUCUAAAUAAUGUAUUUCCAAACCUUUUUAAGGCUGUGUCAUUUGUAGAAACUAUGUUCUCUCUUUUGAAACUAGGCAGUAUGUUAAAAUAAUGAAAAUAAUGAACUUCUCUUCAGCUGCUCCGGAAGAAUCUCUGAGUGCUGGUGCCACAGCUGGGAUUGUAAUAGCUGUCCUUAUCAUCAUCAUCAUUCUAGUGGUCGUCAUUCUCUACAUAUUUGUCUUCAGGAAAAGAUGGGGUAAGUCUGAUCUCUUGGGGGAUAACUAGUAAACAUUAGUAAGUCUGAUCUCUUGGGGGAUAACUAGUAAACAUUAGUAAGUUUGAUAUGGAGAGAAAAGUAAAAAAGGAUUUUAUGUCAAUUAACUGAUUAUAAAAAGUGUUGGACUGCGAUAAAGCUUUAAAAUAGAUUAAUUAGACACCAACAAUUUGUAUCAAUAUAACAAUAUAAGGUAAGCUUAAUAAUAAUUUUACAGCAUACAAAAGUUACGUUUCGGCACAUGCCUUCAUCAGUGCAACAAAAAGACAAUCCCCAGUCUAUACGAAUUUACCAAUAAUCUUAUCGAAACUAAUGUGGCUUUACAUACAUCAUGAUAAGCCCUAUAUAGACAAUACGUUAGCCAAUCGACUUGUGUGGCGCUUUGUCAAAAAAUUGUGGCAAUCUGAAUCUUUUAUAUUUUCUUAUUUAGUUUGUACAUAAUUUAUUUUUUGAAGAUUUUGCCAAAGUGGCGGUGACCAUCUUUCUUUUGAUUAAGAUCUGAGAUAAAGUUUCUUGGAAGACAAAAGAUUUGAACUGUGUUUAAACAAAAAGCUGAAACAAUUUUUCAUAACAACUCACACUCAGGGCUCAACAGUUAUUUAUACUGCCCAAUUAUGUGACGGAAGUCUUGCUGCAUAGUAAUUUUAAGGAACAACGAAAAACUCUAACAAGGAUUUUCAACACUGAAAAUAACACGUACGAUGAAUGAAAAAAAAAAAAAAAUCCACUUAUUUGGAUCAAUAAAAUUACAGCGUUAUUUGCUAUAAUUCUUUAAAAGAGUUUUAAACCACUGUUUGAACAAUGAGUCCAACACAAACAUUGCAACAUUUCUUAUUAAAUGACUUUUGGUCAAACAAAGCUCUGCAUUAUUCCUAAGCUUUGGUGACACAAUCACUUGCACUGCAACACAUAUGGUUGCUACAAUUAUCAGUCUAUAGUAGAGAUUAGAAUUACUUAAGAAAUGUGGCCAUUGCAGAGUCUUGAUAGCCACAAAUGGCUUACAAAAAAUGAAGCUAUAACCCACAGCAGCUAUUUCCCACAGCAGCUAUUGCCCACAGAAGCUAUUGCCCACAGCAGCUAUUGCCCACAGAAGCUAUUGCCCACAUAAGCUAUUGCCCACAGAAGCUAUUGCCCACAGAAGCUAUUGCCCACAGAAGCUAUUGCCCACAGAAGCUAUUGCCCAUAGAAGCUAUUGCCCACGUAAGCUAUUUCCCACAUAAGCUAUUGCCCACAGAAGCUAUUGCCCACAGCAGCAUUACAGGCUGGCUUAAUGAUAUUUUUUUCUUUCUUCUUUUCUUAUAUUGUAGCUCAAAAAAAGAAAACUGGAGACAGCAGGUAGGUCUUCAAACUUUGAUAAUGAUUGGCUGGUUUUAGAUAUCAAAGAACUGGGGGGUUUAGAGAUUGGCUGGUUUUAGAUAUCAAAGAACUAGGGGGUUUAGGGAUUGGCUGGUUUUAGAUAUCAAAGAACUAAGGGGUUUAGGGAUUGGCUGGUUUUAGAUAUCAAAGAACUAGGGGGGUCUAGAGAUUGGCUGGUUUUAGAUAUCAAAGAACUAGGGGUCUAGAGAUUUUCUGGUUUUAGAUAUCAAAGAACUAGGGGGUCUAGAGAUUGGCUGGUUUUAGAUAUCAAAGAACUAGGGGUCUAGAGAUUGGCUGGUUUUAGAUAUCAAAGAACUAGGGGGUCUAGAGAUUGUCUGGUUUUAGAUAUCAAAGAACUAGGGGUCUAGAGAUUGGCUGGUUUUAGAUAUCAAAGAACUAGGGGUCUAGAGAUUGGCUGGUUUUAGAUAUCAAAGAACUAGGGGUCUAGAGAUUGGCUGGUUUUAGAUAUCAAAGAACUAGGGGGUCUAGAGAUUGGCUGGUUUUAGAUAUCAAACAACUAGGGGUCUAGAGAUUGGCUGGUUUUAGAUAUCAAAGAACUAGGGGGUUUAGGGAUUGGCUGGCAAUGAAUGAUUUCUGUAUGUGCCACCUUGAUAAAUGACAGAAUUCUGAGUGUUUCAAGCACAACAUUGUUUUCUGUCCUGCUAAAAAAUGAAUGUAACAAAUUAAAUGUUACAUUCUGUGAUAGAAAAUCCACCAGCUCGUAGUCAUAAUUCCCAGGUGCUGCUCUGCAGGCGACAUGAUUUGCUCUCUGAUUAUUUGGUCAGCUUUUUAAAAUAGUUUUGAGGUUUUUUAAAAAAAAGGUUUUCUUUGGAAUCAAGGAGUGGUCUUUAUCGCAGGGAACGGCAGUUAAAAGGAAUAUCUUUUAUAUCUUCGGUCUAAUUCAAGACUUUGUCACUUCUGCCGUAUUGGAAACAAAGGAUCUGCCAUCUCAAAGACAAGUCAUCUACGGACAUUAGGAUUGUCAGCAGUCAUGGGAAAAGAAAACAAGAACUCUGUUUAACCCUUUACGGGGCAGACGUUCUUCCUCUUGCUAGGUCUGAACGGGCAACAUUUUUCCAGUUUUUAGUUUUAGGGUUACGUUGGUAAAAACAUCAAAUCUAAGUUGUUAGUGAACAAAUUUUUGUGAAAUAAAAAACAAAAUAAAGGAAAAUGAAUGGAGAUUUAUUAUUUUACUCCCAUAUUGCCAUUAAUCCUCAUAUGAACAGAAAUAUUUGCAAAAAACAGCAUAUUGUUUGUGAUUGAGUCAUCUAUUUACUAUUGACAAACACUGCCACGAAAUCGAAGUGUGUUGACACUGCUAACUACGAUGAUUUCACUAAAUUUACAUAUAAUAUUAAUAUCUAGUUCUGAUUUAUAGUCAAUUUUUGCACUUCAAUGUCACUUAAAUUGAAUCCAGUGAAAUAUCCGCUAUCACUUGAAGAAUCAUCAAAAUCCAUUUUAAAAAACAAAGCAUUAAAACCCCAAAACUACAAAAAAUUUCUAUGAAAUACUUGUAACUCACUGGCACCCCCUCUAUCAGCUAUCAGCAGAACCAGAUGUUAACAAUCGGAAUUCUCGCAAAGACUUGAAGAUCGCUUGUUUACAACACUUAGUUGUCACGGACGCUUUUGGACGUUUUGCCCUUUAAGUAGUAAAGACGUUUUUGGCCGCACUGCCCCCAAACAAGAAGCCAAGACUCUGUUCACAAUUUUUAAACUACAAUAAAUUGAUCAACAGUUAUUCUCACAUCACAAUUAUUCAUCGAAUGUCUUGCUAAAGACUCAUUUUUCAGUAACAACAAAUAACUCAGACAAAGACUUUCAAGACUGAAAACCACAUGUGCUGAAUGUCCAUAUCUUUGGAUCAACAAAAGCCUUUGAUCUUAUCUUAAGUAGCAGGGGUCAGAUCAGCAGGGGUCAGAUCAGCAGGGGUCAAAGCUUGUCUAUUAACAUGAAAGAAACAAGUGGGUUUAGGCCGUGUGGACAUAGUGUCCUCAAACUGUGGGUUAAUCUUUUUGAUAUUAGCGUACCACAUAAUAGUCAGGAGAAACACAUGAUCACAUGACGGCCAUGAGAAACACAUGAUCACAUGACAGCAAUGAGAAACACAUGAUCACAUGACAGAAAUGAGAAACACAUGAUCACAUGACGGCCAUGAGAAACACAUGAUCACAUGACAGCAAUGAGAAACACAUGAUCACAUGACGGCCAUGAGAAACACAUGAUCACAUGACAGCAAUGAUAAACACAUGAUCACAUGACGGCCAUGAGAAAUACAUGAUCACAUGACAGCAAUGAUAAACACAUGAUCACAUGACGGCCAUGAGAAACACAUGAUCACGUGACAGCAAUGAGAAACUCAUGAUCACAUGACGGCCAUGAGAAACACAUGAUCACAUGACGGCCAUGAGAAACACAUGAUCACAUGACAGCAAUGAGAAACACAUGAUCACAUGACAGCAAUGAGAAAUACAUCAUUGGUGCCUUUAUUUUUCAUGUGUUAAAAUUGUGUCGUCUGCAGCACUUCAAGCUCCAAAUUGCCGGCAAGAAUCAACACAUUCCUCAACAGCUUUAAAAGAACUGACUCCAAACCAGCAAACGGUGCAGGUAACAUAAUUCUUUUGAACUUAAGACAUCAGAUCCUGGUAUUAGGAAAAGGGUAGAGUGAAAAUAUGAAAAGGGGGGGGGGGGGGGGGGGGGAGAGACCAGUUUUGUAUUUAAUACAAUGUUGAAAUAAAAUCUUUUAAAAGUUAUUUAAAAGUAGUAUAAAUUAUAAUAUGAAAUUACAGGCACAGACAUGAAAUAUUUAUAAAAAUAAAAUUCAGAUGGGUUGUGUAGUGUGAUGUAUGUGUUGCUUGGUUGUUGAUGCAUGUUGUUGAUCCUGUUCUUUGCAGCCAUAUCCAGCGAUGCACCCAAGCGUACACCAAUAUAUAAUCCAAAAAGAAUUUUUAAAAAGUAAGAACCUUAAUAUUCAUUACGUGAUAAAUUGUUUUAUAUUUUUAUUUUAUGCUUUUUUACUUUAGGAUAUUUUUAUUUUAAUGCUAAAAUUAUAUUUUGUGAUAUUUUUAUUUUAAUCAUGGCAUGUCAAGUUUAAAACACUUCUGAUGUAACCAAUAUUUUUUUUUACUAGCCUCACAGUUUUAAAAAAAAUUAAGGGGCUUAAUUUAAGAGUUUUUAUAAUAUUCUUUCUAUUUUUAAUCUAAAUGAUCAAUGCACUAACAUAUUAUUUCUAUGUGUACCAAAAGGACAAAACCCAAUCCAAAGAAAGGAAGUGAAUACCCCAACAGGCGGCAGUCAGGUAGGACAAUUCAUGUAGAUCUGAGUAGUGUCCCUGCUGUAAGAGAAGAAAAAAAAGAAUAUCCACAUGAUAAAAAAAUGGUCCUGUAUUUUAAUAUUUACUAACAGCAAUGGAAGUGUGGGUACAUGUGACAGCAAUGGAAGUGUGGGUACAUGUGACAGCAAUGGUAGUGUGGGUACAUGUGACAACAAUGGUAGUGUGGACAACAAUGGUAGUGUGGGUACAUGUGACAGCAAUGGAAGUGUGGGUACAUGUGACAACAAUGGUAGUGUGGGUACAUGUGACAGCAAUGGUAGUGUGGGUACAUGUGACAGCAAUGGUAGUGUGGGUACAUGUGACAGCAAUGGUAGUGUGGGUACAUGUGACAACAAUGGAAGUGUGGGUACAUGUGACAGCAAUGGUAGUGUGGGUACAUGUGACAACAAUGGUAGUGUCAACAUCAGUACAUAAUGUACAAGUUGGUUUGUUAAAAUGGCAUUCUCUACUCUCUUGCAGAUGAUGAGAGUGACGACGGGAACUAUGUGAAUGACCCUGACCUUGUUGAGGAUGGUGAAUACAUUAACACUGACUUGAGAAGACCAGAGCAUGACAGAGGUAAACACAUUGAAUACAUUGUCAGUUUAAGAUCAUUUAGAGCAGCGGUUCUCAACCUGUGGGUCGCGAGACCCUUUUCCAGGGGUCGCCUAAGACCAUCAGAAAACACUUAUGCUCUACAGUUAUGAAGUAGCAACAAACACAAUUUUUGGCUGGGGGGUCGCCACAACAUGAGGAACUGUAUGAAAGGGUCUCGGCAUUGGGAAGGUUGAGAACCACUGAUUUAGAGCAUCAUUUAAGCAUGGUUGGCAGAACAUUGUCUCUAGCAUUGUCUGUCUCUAGCAUUGUCUGUCUCUAGCAUUGUCGGUCUCUAGCAUUGUCUGUCUCUAGCAUUGUCACAAGUGCUGUUGGUUUGAUCCGCAUUCUUGAAUAGACUAAAAUUUUCAAGGAUGAUGGUUUGUCGUACUACUAGUGAAUGAGUCAAUAGUCAUAACAGUAGGAGACAAAGUCACAGUCAUAACAGUAGGAGACAAAGUCAUGGUCUUAAAAUUAGGAGACAAAGUCAUGGUCAUAACAGUAGGAGACAAAGUCACAGUCAUAACAGUAGGAGACAAAGUCAUGGUCGUAAAAUUAGGAGACAAAGUCACAGUCAUAACAGUAUGAGACAAAGUCAUGGUCAUAACAGUAGGAGACAAAGUCAUGGUCAUAACAAUAGGAGACAAAGUCACAGUCAUAACAGUAGGAGACAAAGUCAUGGUCGUAAAAUUUGGAGACAAAGUCACAGUCAUAACAGUAGGAGACAAAGUCAUGGUCGUAAAAUUAGGAGACAAAGUCACAGUCAUAACAGUAGGAGACAAAGUCAUGGUCGUAAAAUUAGGAGACAAAGUCACAGUCAUAACAGUAGGAGACAAAGUCAUGGUCGUAAAAUUAGGAGACAAAGUCACAGUCAUAACAGUAGGAGACAAAGUCAUGGUCGUAAAAUUAGGAGACAAAGUCACAGUCAUAACAGUAGGAGACAAAGUCAUGGUCGUAAAAUUAGGAGACAAAGUCACAGUCAUAACAGUAGGAGACAAAGUCAUGGUCGUAAAAUUAGGAGACAAAGUCACAGUCAUAACUGUAGGAGACAAAGUCAUGCUCGUAAAAUUGGGAGACAAAGUCACAGUCAUAACAGUAGGAGACAAAGUCAUGGUCGUAAAAUUAGGAGACAAAGUCAUGGUCAUAACAGUAGGAGACAAAGUCACAGUCAUAACAGUAGGAGACAAAGUCAUGGUCGUAAAAUUAGGAGACAGAGUCACAGUCAUAACAGUAGGAGACAAAGUCAUGGUCAUAACAGUAGGAGACAAAGUCAUGGUAGUAGGAGACAAAGUCAUGGUCGUAAAAUUAGGAGACAAAGUCACAGUCAUAACAGUAGGAGACAAAGUCACAGUCAUGACAGUAGGAGACAAAGUCGCAGUCAUAACAGUAGGAGACAAAGUCACAGUCAUAACAGUAGGAGACAAAGUCACAGUCAUGACAGUAGGAGACAAAGUCACAGUCAUAACAGUAGGAGACAAAGUCACAGUCAUAACAGUAGGAGACAAAGUCAUGGUCGUAAAAUUAGGAGACAAAGUCAUGGUCAUAACAGUAGGAGACAAAGUCACAGUCAUAACAGUAGGAGACAAAGUCAUGGUCGUAAAAUUAGGAGACAGAGUCACAGUCAUAACAGUAGGAGACAAAGUCACAGUCAUAACAGUAGGACACAAAGUCACUGUCAUAACAGUAGGAGACAAAGUCACAGUCAUAACAGUAGGAGACAAAGUCACAGUCAUAACAGUAGGAGACAAAGUCACAGUCAUAACAGUAGGAGACAAAGUGACAGUCAUAACAGUAGGAGUAUAAUUUCUAAUACUGUGAGGGUGAAUAAAAUCCUUGGCCACGUUUAGACAUCCUCCAAACUGUAACUUUUUAGGACAUGGAGAAAUUUCCUGUUGUGUAACAAUUACAUUGAUGAAAUUUUGGUGUUAUCUGACACAGUGACACACUCCCCCAAUCAAUACAUGUGUCAGUCAUUCCUCUAUUUCUGUUUUUGUUGAAGAUGAAGACUAUGCCAAUGUGUCAUACAGCAACAAUGCAGAUGGAGAUAGGAGACCUGUACUUGGCAAAGACAAGGUAAAUAAAGAACUGCUCAAAAUAUGGCCAUCAUUUAAUCUUUGAUGGCAAAGUUUUUCUAAUGUAUCAAAUAAUUUGUUCCUAACUCAAAUGCUGCUAGGUUGUGCAAGUGGUUCUCCCAUGUUGGUCCAAAAAUAUCCGGUGCAAUUUGGCUUACCAAUAGUCAUGAUUUCUCAAUACAUGUAUUUCUGGGAAUAACACAUAUUUUGUCAUUUCUUGGAAGUACGUCACAUGGCAAUGUCUAAAAAUCCACUCAAGGCCACAUGCCAACUAGUAACCACAUGCCAACUAGUAACCACAUGCCAACUAGUGACAACAUGCCAACUAGUAACAACAUGCCAACUAGUGACCACCUGCCAACUAGUGACAGAAUGCCAACUAGAGGCUUCUGCAUAUAGUUAUUACAAAUUAAUCUAUUUCUUUGCGCAAGAUAAGCUCAAGAAUUCUUGUCUUGAAUUGAAAACAUUGUUUAAAAAGUUUGUAAUAUUUUGUUGCUCCCUUGUAAGGAGGCUGUGGUUUUCCCUAGGUGAGUGGCGCACACUUUAUGAAACUCGGGGAUACAAUUGAAGUGUGUCUGAUGAUGUUAUUACAUUUUUGGAUCAAUUAAAACAAAAAUAAGCACACAUUAAUUUCUUCAUCACUGCUAAUCUAAAACAAUGGAAGAUAUGGUCACAAGAACUACUCUAUUGAUAACAAGAACUAGAAUAAUGAAAACAAAAACUAGAAUAUUGAUAACAAGAACUAGAAUAUUGAUAAAAAGAGCUAGAAUAUUGAUAACAAGAGCUAGAAUAUUGAUAACAAGAACUAGAAUAUUGAUAAUAAGAGCUAGAAUAUUGAUAACAAGAACUAGAAUAUUGAUAACAAGAACUAGAAUAAUGAAAACAAAAACUAGAAUAUUGAUAACAAGAACUAGAACAUUGAUAAAAAGAGCUAGAAUAUUGAUAAAAAGAGCUAGAAUAUUGAUAACAAGAGCUAGAAUAUUGAUAACAAGAACUAGAAUAUUGAUAACAAGAACUAGAAUAUGGAUAACAAGAACUAGAAUAUUGAUAACAAGAACUAGAAUAUUGAUAACAAGAACUAGAAUAUUGAUAACAAGAACUAGAAUAUUGAUAACAAGAACUAGAAUAAUGAAAACAAAAACUAGAAUAUUGAUAACAAGAACUAGAACAUUGAUAAAAAGAGCUAGAAUAUUGAUAACAAGAGCUAGAAUAUUGAUAACAAGAACUAGAAUAUUGAUAACAAGAACUAGAAUAUUGAUAACAAGAACUAGAAUAUUGAUAACAAGAGCUAGAAUAUUGAUAACAAGAACUAGAAUAUUGAUAACAAGAACUAGAAUAUUGAUAACAAGAACUAGAAUAUUGAUAACAAGAACUAGAAUAUUGAUAACAAGAACUAGAAUAAUGAAAACAAAAACUAGAAUAUUGAUAACAAGAACUAGAACAUUGAUAAAAAGAGCUAGAAUAUUGAUAACAAGAGCUAGAAUAUUGAUAACAAGAACUAGAAUAUUGAUAACAAGAACUAGAAUAUUGAUAACAAGAACUAGAAUAUUGAUAACAAGAUAGAGUAGAAAAAAGAAAAUGAAAACAUUAAAAAAAGUUGUUCUAUUUACACAAUUUAAAAAUAAAAUUGGGGGAGGGUGGGUGGGGGCAAUUAAUAAUUUCUUCCAAUGUUUAGACUAGUUAUAACAAGUGAUAAAAUUAUUGCGUGACCUUAUUAAUCAAAUUAUAACAUGUCUAUUAUCAAUGAAAUGGAUGUCCCCUUUCAAUAUGUUUAACAUUACCCCUGACUUAACAACAUGAAUCUCUUGUCUAUAGUUUUACUUAUCAUUGGGACUUCAGUUUAAGAAACAACAUGAAUCUCUUGUCUAUUCUUUCACUUAUCAUUGGGACUUCAGUUUAAGAAACAACAUGAAUCUCUUGUCUAUUCUUUCACUUAUCAUUGGGACUUCAGUUUAAGAAACAACAUGAAUCUCUUGUCUAUUCUUUCACUUAUCAUUGGGACUUCAGUUUAAGAAACAACAUGAAUCUCUUGUCUAUUCUUUCACUUAUCAUUGGGACUUCAGUUUAAGAAACAACAUGAAUCUCUUGUCUAUUCUUUCCCUUAUCAUUGGGAAUUCAGUUUAAGAAACAACAUGAAUCUCUUGUCUAUUCUUUCACUUAUCAUUGGGACUUCAGUUUAAGAAACAACAUUAAUCUCUUGUCUAUUCUUUCCCUUAUCAUUGGGAAUUCAGUUUAAGAAACAAAGUUGGAAAAAAGAAAAUUUGUCAUUAAAUGAGAAUUAAAAAGAAAUAUUCAACCAUAAAUUUUGUUGUUUUUUUUACUCCACUAUUUUUUUUCAAUUAUGUAACCUAAAGAAGUCUUUAGAUAAUGUAAGAAAAUCAAAUGCACACCUGUACCAAGAUUUACGAAACAUUUCGACAACCCCUGUUUGUUACUUCUUUUCACAGGAUGAAAAAGGACUGGUCUACGUCUCGGUAGAUUUCCAAGGUGAGAAACCAGGUAAAAAGGAGAAAAAGAAGAAAAAAGAUGGGCUGCGCAAAAAGACAGAACGUGACAGAGUCGAAUACACAGACAUUGACUUCCAGAAGACCCAAGAGCUUAGAGAGCAGAUGCUGAGGAGCACAGACGACGGGGACUUAGAGAAGGAUCCGAACACAGAUGAUUACGGGGAUGAGGCCGCCGAAGAUGGCGAUGUUAAACAACCAUUAAAUAUGCCAGAAGCUGCUGUGGGGACUGCGGUAUAAGCCGUCAUGGAAUGUCAUGGAAAACCUACAGAUAAUUUAGUGAGUCCAUUGUAAAGCUCUACAGAGUGCCAGUGUACAUAUAGUUUUUAAAAAUAAUGUUGAAUACUAGUGAGCUGAUGUGGAAAGAAUGUAAUCUCUUCUGUGUUUAUUUUUAAAACCAGAUACCAAUAGUUCAUUUGUUUUGUCUUUUAUGCUGAUUCUGAGAUUAAGACAGAAAUAUUUUAAAUGUCAUAUAUUCAUAUACAUAUGUUUUAUUGUGAGAUGAAGAAUUUGAACAGUGUCAUCAUAAAUUGCUGUACUUACUCCCAACUGUCAAUAUUGAUUUUAAAAAUCAGCUUUUACGCUCUGUGUCCUGAAUAAAGCUGUCGAUAAUGCUGGAUGGCAGACUUGGCAGCUUAUUGGUGUGCUUAAAUACAUAACACCUGAUAUGUCCACAAUCAUCACCACAAAUAUGUCCACAAACAUCACCACAAAUAUGUCCACAUACAUCACCACAAAUAUGUCCAAAAAUAUCACCACAAAUAUGUCCAUAAACAUCAUCAUAAAUAUGUCCAUAAACAUCACCACAAAUAUGUCCACAAACAUCACCACAAAUAUGUCCACAAAUAUCACCACAAAUAUGUCCACAAACAUCACCAUAAAUAUGUCCACAAACAUCACCACAAAUAUGUCCACAAACAUCACCACAAAUAUGUCCACAAAAGUAAAGUUUACACUUUUUUUUGGGUUAUUUCUGUAAACAGGGUGUUUAAUUGGCUCAAGUGAACCACAGAUGAAUUCUCAC